AUGAUUGGUUUCCGCGGCGGCCUCUCGACGCAGGAUGCCAUGAAGAUGAUCAAACAUCACAUCAUCGACGGCAGUACCAGGGACACCAGGGCCCUGCUCGGACUCGACCUCGAGAAAGCGUUUGACAACGUUCUCCACGAAUACAUCCUGGCUUCCAUCGCGGACCUCGAACUGGGCCCCAGGUUGUAUAACUACGUCAGUUCGUUCCUGACGGGGAGGAAAGCGAAGCUGCGGAUCGGCGAAUUUGUCUCCGACGAGGUGCUCCUGGGCCCACGGGGCACGCCGCAAGGCUCGGUCAUUUCGCCCGCGCUCUUCAACAUCUGCAUGGUCGGCCUCUCGAGGAAGCUGGCCCAAGUUGAAGGUAUGAAACACACCAUCUACGCCGACGACAUCACGAUCUGGUGCACCGGUGGCAGCGAAGGUCAAGUGGAAAGCGCCAUGCAAGAGGCUGUAGAAGUCACAGAGCAGUACCUGCUACCCACCGGACUCAGGUGUUCCCCGACAAAAUCCGAGCUUCUUCUUUACAGAAAAGAAAGAGGGGGUAGACUCAAGGGCUGGAAACCGGUCUCCGAAAGUGACAUUCACCUGUUCUCUCGGACAGGCGACCCGAUACCCAGGGUCGACACCAUCAGAGUUCUGGGUAUGUUCAUCGAGUCGGGUGGCGGCAACGGUACUGCGUUGCGCAAAAUCAUUGCGAAGACCGACAACGAUUUUCGCCUCGUGCGAAGGGUGACGAACAGACGUCGUGGCCUCAAGGAGGACAACCUGCUCCGGCUCAUCAAUGCCUUUGUGCUGUGUCACUUCACCUACACGGUGGCCAUGCACAACUGGCUCAGAGCCGAGCGGGACAAGCUCAAUGCCCUCAUUAGAAAAAAUUGUCAAGAAAGCCCUCGGGCUGCCCGUCAGAACGCAUACAGAGGACCUCCUCCGGCUCGGCAUACACAACACCAUGGAGGAGAUAGCCGAGGCUCAGGAACGGGCCCAGCUAACUCGGCUAUCCACCACGUCGGCCGGCAGGCGGAUCCUUGA
This is a messenger RNA of Dermacentor silvarum, 1029 nucleotides long. RefSeq lists its product as uncharacterized. The record is from RefSeq and is a predicted model, not a curated record. Bases 1 to 1029 code for a protein of 342 amino acids. NCBI's taxonomy places the organism in Eukaryota, Metazoa, Arthropoda, Arachnida, Ixodida, Ixodidae. The transcript has a single exon.